CGCAGGGAGUCUAUGAGGAGCAGGUUGUACCAGUACAUAGCCCCGAUUCUAGUCCCGGUCAACUAACUGCUUUUUACUUUAGCAUGAGUGUGGUGUCAGAUGUAGAAAUGGCACAGGAAGAGGUCUUUUCUGGCCCCAUGUCCGAGAGUAUUCCUUCCAGCGUUGCUUCAUUUGCUCAUCGAGGAAUGCGACAUGGUUCCGUAGUGAGUUUUAGCUAUCUGCGAGAAGACGACGAUUCCUUUGAACAUGCAGAAGAUGAGGAAGCCGUGGAAGACGAAGUCGGAAUUAGUCCCGAGUUCGCGGAGGGUACUGAACAUCAAUUGGAUUUUCCCGUACCGAGUAGCAAGUCGAGGAGGUCAUUGCGCUCCAGAGAUUCUAUCGAGGAGCCGUUGCUUUCCAGGCGUGACUCUGUGAAGUCCCAUGUCAGCGGACAAAAAGUGGGUGGCAGGAUUAGCCAAAAAGUCUACCUUGUCACCGAAGACUUGACAAUUGUGAUUGCUGGUUUUUCAACCCGCAUGAGUGGCUAUGCUGCCUAUCUGAUCCUGUGUAUAUUGACCUUCGGCAUCGCAUAUCUUGUCUUCCGAUGGGCGCCGAAGUUACGAUUACGGUUGGUAGGAAAACCAAGCCAGCUACGCGAAUGUCAAUGGGUGGCGAUUGAGGAUCAAUGGAACCGACUUGCAGUCCUUCCUGUUCGUAAGACACAAUAUGGACGGCCUCUGUCCACGGUAUUUGGAGCCCAGCAGCUUUUACACACAACUUCUGAACUAGAGGAAGACAAUGAUCCGAUCAUGUCGGUCUUGCGGUCUCUGGAUUACAGAUAUCUCCAAUUCUUUUACCAUCCAUUAGAGGACAAAUUUGUCCUUGUCACGUCAUGGAAAGAUCCUUUAUGGACAAACGUAAAGGUUAUGCGAAACGGCUUGGAUGCCGAUGAGCGGGAUAGCAGGGAACAAGUUUUCGGCCAGAACUUGAUUGGCAUCGAGGAGAAAUCGGUUGCUCAACUCCUUGUCGACGAAGCUUUCCAUCCAUUUUAUGUUUUUCAAAUUGCUAGUCUCAUUCUCUGGUCUUUGGAUGAAUACUACUACUACGCAGCCUGUAUUUUCAUUGUCUCAAUCUUCAGUAUCGGUGCGACUAUAUUGGAGACACGAUCGACCAUGAACCGUCUGAGAGAGAUCUCUCACUUCGAGUGCGACGUCCGUGUGCUGCGAAAUGGCUUCUGGAGAUCGGUGUCAUCUGGAGAUCUAGUUCCGGGAGAUGUCUUCGAAGUUUCAGAUCCUUCGCUCACCGAGGUCCCAUGUGACUGCCUAUUGCUAUCUGGGGAUUGUAUAAUAAAUGAAAGCAUGCUUACAGGCGAAUCUGUUCCUGUUUCAAAGAGUCCGGUCACCGAUGAUGCUCUGGAGUAUUUUGAUUUGAACGCCACUUCCAUCCAUCCAGUUGUGGCUAAACAUUUUCUUUUUUGCGGCACCAGAAUUGUCCGAGCCCGCAGACCGCAGGGCAGUGAUGACGACGCAGUUGCACUGGCUAUUGUUAUAAGGACGGGUUUCUCCACUACGAAAGGAGCUCUAGUUCGCUCUAUGCUCUUCCCCAAGCCUUCAGGUUUCAAAUUUUACAGGGACUCCUUCCGCUAUAUUGCUGUCAUGGGCCUCAUCGCUGUACUAGGAUUCAUCGCAUCCUUUGUCAAUUUCAUUCGACUAGGUCUCUCAUGGCGUGUGAUCAUCAUUAGGGCCCUCGACUUGAUUACUAUAGUCGUACCACCUGCUCUGCCUGCGACAUUGACCAUCGGGACAAAUUUUGCACUUUCACGCCUUAAAAAACAGUCGAUAUUCUGUAUAAGCCCUCAAAGAGUAAACGUGGGAGGAAAGCUUGAUGUCGUCUGUUUUGACAAAACAGGAACAUUGACAGAAGAUGGACUAGACGUCUUAGGCGUCCGUGCAGUUACGUCAAAGUCCAGCUUCACCGAGAUUUUGUGCAGUCCCUCCCAGAUAUACCCAUCGUCUCGAAACCAGCGUGACACGGAAGUUGACUACCAUAAACGGAAACAGAUUAUAUACACGAUGGCAACUUGUCAUUCACUCAGAGUUGUGGAUGACGAGCUUCUGGGAGAUCCUCUUGAUGUCAAAAUGUUUGAAUUUACUGGCUGGUCAUAUGAAGAAGGCGGAAACGCUCGCCGUAGCCAGGAGGAUGGCGGAUAUGAUGAGACUAUAACUCCAUCUAUUGCUAAGCCACCUGCUGGAUACGACGGUGUUGAACCAAAUGAGACACCAUUGGAGCUUGGCGUCCUACGCUCGUUCGAAUUCGUCUCCCAUCUUCGCCGAACAAGCGUCAUUGUGAGGCAGUUCGGGGACUCUGGUGUAAGCGUCUUUGUAAAGGGAGCCCCGGAGUGUAUGAGAGAUAUAUGCAUACCGGAAACAAUCCCCUGUGACUUCGAUGAGGUUUUGAGCGGCUACACCCACAGGGGUUACCGCGUGAUCGCUUGCGCCGCAAAAUAUGAACGCAAGCUAAGCUGGAUGAAAGUGCAGAAGAUGUCCCGUUCCGAUGCCGAGUCUGGCCUAGAGUUUCUUGGGUUCAUUGUUUUCGAGAACAAACUGAAAUCAAACACGGCCGCUGUCAUCUCUGAGCUCAAACAGGCAAACAUCCGCAACGUAAUGUGCACAGGAGAUAAUAUUCUCACUGCGGUCAGUGUUGCUCGCGAAUGUCGUCUGAUAGAUCCAGACACGCGAUGUUAUAUUCCUCGCUUCAUUGAAGGUGACGGCCUUGAUGCCCAAGCUUCUCUCGGCUGGGAAAGCAUAGACGACCCCUCGUUUACGCUUGAUGGGCACACUCUUAUGCCUGCGACACCCAUCGACUCAUCAGUACCCUAUGUUGAUCGUAGCACGGACAAGUAUUGCGUCGCGGUUAGUGGUGAUGUAUUCAGAUGGCUAGUUGACUUCGGGAGCGAAGAACUUUUGAAAAGAGUUUUGGUGCGCGGACAAGUUUUUGCUCGGAUGUCUCCGGAUGAAAAGCACGAACUUGUCGAAAAACUUCAGUCUCUUGACUAUACUUGCGGGUUCUGUGGUGACGGGGCCAAUGAUUGCGGUGCACUAAAGGCAGCAGAUGUCGGAAUUUCACUUUCUGAUGCUGAGGCAUCUGUUGCUGCGCCAUUCACAAGCCGGGUGUUUGAUAUAUCCUGUGUCCCCAAGGUCAUAAAGGAGGGUCGCGCCGCUCUGGUGACGAGUUUCAGUUGCUUUAAGUACAUGAGUCUUUAUUCAGCUAUCCAAUUCACCUCGGUCAGCUUUCUAUAUACGUCGGCUUCCAAUCUCGGAGAUUUCCAGUUUCUUUUCAUUGAUCUCGUCCUCAUUUUACCAAUUGCAGUUUUCAUGGGUUGGACGGGGCCUUACCCGACAUUAUCUCGUAAACGUCCGACAGCCGACCUAGUCUCUCGAAAGGUUCUCACACCUCUUCUCGGCCAAAUCGUGAUUUGUGUUUUGGCUCAAUUCGCAAUAUUCAAAGCCGUUCAAUCGCAGCCAUGGUUUAUACCCCCGAAGCCUGGCCAAGACAGUCCUAGUAUCGAGAACUCGGAAGACACGGCACUCUUCCUUUUGUCAUGCUUUCAAUACAUCCUUACGAGCGUGGUCCUCAGCGUUGGCCCGCCUUUCAGACAGCCAAUCAUCUCAAACGUUCCCUUCCUCUUGACGGUCACUAUAGAUGCUCUCGUAUCAGCGUACAUGUUGUUUGGUCACGCGGAGUGGCUGACAGACAUAAUGCAGCUGACCUUUAUGUCAUUGAAGUUUAAAGGAUGUAUCCUGGCACUUGCCAUAGGCCAAUUUCUCCUCUCCUGGAUAGCAGAGAAACGGAUUUUCCCUGCUCUUGCACAGGGUCUGUGGCGUAUAUAUCUUCGCCUGCGUCCAAACUACCGGAAGCCCCGACGCCAAUACAAGGUAGUGUUGGAGCAAAUGCAAACCUGAGGCGCUGGGGAUUGAGUGGGCAUCUACAUUAUCGGAUUGCAGGAUGUCACAGAAAACAGCAGAAGUUGAAAAGGUGAUGGUCACGGGAAGCGGCCUCAGUGGUGGUGUGGUCAUUCUCCAUAGGGAGGCUGCCCCAGCGGUGUGCAAAAUAGUAUGAGCUCACAUAUCAGAAAUCA
Messenger RNA from Paecilomyces variotii, 4117 nucleotides. RefSeq names its product putative P-type ATPase. The transcript has 20 exons. The record is from RefSeq and is a predicted model, not a curated record. Gene Ontology annotation, cellular component: membrane. NCBI's taxonomy places the organism in Eukaryota, Fungi, Ascomycota, Eurotiomycetes, Eurotiales, Thermoascaceae. Gene Ontology annotation, molecular function: ATP hydrolysis activity; ATPase-coupled monoatomic cation transmembrane transporter activity; ATP binding. Gene Ontology annotation, biological process: intracellular calcium ion homeostasis. The coding region runs from base 84 to 3941 and encodes 1285 amino acids.